GGCAACCGUUGUCCGGGUUGGGGACACAUAUGAUGAAGCACAAGCAUAUGCCAAAAAGAGGGCCCAAGACGAAGGACUUACGUUUGUCCCUCCAUUUGAUCACCCUCAUAUAAUCAUGGGAUAGGGCACAGUUGGAAAGGAAAUCAUGAGCCAAGCAAAAUGUGGCGUAAAUGCCAUAUUUGUGCCGGUUGGUGGGGGUGGGCUCAUUGCAGGCAUCGCUGCCUAUGUUAAGAUGGUGACUCCGGACAUGAAGAUAAUACGAGUUGAGCCAAACAACGUGAAUGCCAUGGCUUUGUCUCUGCAUCAUGGGCAUCAUGGUCUGCUGGAUCAAGUCGGGGGUUUUGCAGAUGGCGUGGCUGUUAAAGUGGUCGGGGAAGAAACAUUUUGUCUAUGCAGGCAUCUAAUAGAUGGGGUUCUCUUUGUUACCCGGGACGCCAUUUGUGCCUCAAUAAAGGACAUCUUUGAGGAGAAAAGAAGUAUUCUAGAGCCAGCAGGUGCACUUGCUCUAGCAGGUGCAGAAGCCUACUACAAACAUUACAACCAAAAGGAUCAAAACAUCGUUGUUAUUGCCAGCGGGGCCAACAUGAACUUUGAUAGACUAGGACAAGUUAGAUAUUGGUGGUAGACAAUGUGAGGGAACUUGGUAGUUUUAAGACGUCAUUUUUGAAGAACUUGGAAGUUUCAAAGGUUUUAUCUUUUACUACUCCCUUCGUUUUCAAAAAAGAGUUCUUACUUUGAAAAAGUGGAAAAAUAAUGAAGUGUUAAAUUG
Molecule: messenger RNA, 769 nt
Organism: Cuscuta campestris
Lineage: Eukaryota; Viridiplantae; Streptophyta; Magnoliopsida; Solanales; Convolvulaceae
Source: the annotation of a GenBank genome assembly